Molecule: messenger RNA, 1965 nt
Organism: Penicillium coprophilum
Lineage: Eukaryota; Fungi; Ascomycota; Eurotiomycetes; Eurotiales; Aspergillaceae
Product: fungal specific transcription factor domain-containing protein
Exons: 6
Coding region: 1-1965 (654 amino acids)
Biological process (GO): DNA-templated transcription
Molecular function (GO): DNA binding; zinc ion binding
Source: RefSeq, a predicted model, not a curated record
AUGUCAGCGGAGCGAAUAUGUAAAGAGCAGGCUAAACCUCCUCCGGUGGUCCGCUGUGACAGAGGCAACCCAUGUGGUAACUGCCAGGAUACUAAUACUACAUGUUCUCGUCAGCGAGUCAUAAAACGAACCAGAAACCCCAUGCAGCUGGCGGUAAUGGAAAAUAGAGGUCGAACACGCCAGAAGUCACCUCAACCACCCUCAAAAUCUCAAGUUUCGCAAAGUUCGUCAUCCGGACUGCAUGAUUAUUCUGCAGCCACCUCCAACAGAUAUCCCAGACUGGACUAUCAACAGUCUCGUGGGUCAUCUCUGGGUCCCGAUAAACCUCUGUCGCUCCAUGAUGCUCAUGCCACCAUUCAGCAUCAUCUAGACCAUCUAGAAUGGCUUGCCAUUGACCGCCGCCAGAUCUUGGAAUCAGGGUUGAGCCUGGCUUCUCAACUCUCAGACAGUUUUGAGGACCCCGUGCACGUUGCCGGUGAUAUCACUGUGGAUGAAGAGCAAAUAGAGCCCCCUUCUGCUGAAUUAUUGACCUGGAUGUUAAAAGACCUCAAGGAAUCGAGACUUGGCUCCUUUGUACAAGAUUACUUCAGACAUAUAUCCGAAGCAACACUCGAGAACAUGGGACUCACUCUCAUUCAUAGGACUGGAUCACCUCAUGACUUGCUUAUCAACACUGUUUGUGUCAAUGCCAUUGCCUCUAAGUUUCUGAGUGCCAUCAGCAACGCUGGAAUUGACAGUGAAUUGAUCCACGAACUGACACACAGUGCGGUACAAUUCCAGCUGGCAGCAAAGGUAGCUCUUCAGGGCAUCUCUCUCUUGACGAGUCCUUCGCUCAGACUCUUACAGGCACUUCUUUCUGGUAUAUUUCUCCAUCAAGGAUCCGGGGACAUCACUACAUGUUGGGAACUUACCAAAGCUGCCUGCAGAGUGUGUAUAAGUCUGGGUCUUGACACUGUCAUAAAGGUAGGAGGCGCUUUGAGUGUAGAGCAGUAUUACUGUGUCGCUUGGUGCUAUAUACUGGAUAAGAACUUUGCUUUCAAAAUGGGAAGAUCCAAAACUUUGCUUGAGAUUGAACUUCCACACCUCAUUUCCGACCUACCUGGCCGUCAACACACUACUUCAGACCUUUUUCAAAUUUACAUGGGUCUUGCAAGGGCACAGGCUGCUCUCGUGCCGUACCUCAGGGGGCGUUCAUCGAUGUCGACAGGAGGUGGCUUAUUAUCUUCCCAUGAAGUCGGGAAACAUUGGUUGGUGAAUAUGCAGCAAAUUCAAGAGAGAAUAGAGCAUAUUUCACGUCCAUACCCAGCUUGGAAAGGGCUGGAUGCUCAAUCUGAGAUAGCAGCUCUUCAAUUCGCCCAUCAUUCGGUUAUGGUCACCAUCUUCCAUAUCAUUGAUGAUGUAGGAACCCAGUCAGUUGUACGGAAGCAGGGUUUGCUAGCAGCGCACCAAGGCAUAUCUUCUCUAGUGUCGAUAUGUAUAUCUGCCGAAAAGCAAAGCACCUUGGCAUUGUUACACUGGACACUUCUCGUCCACCCCAUCACCGCAUACUUCGUGCUAUUCUGCAAUGUCGUCGUAACAUCAGAUAUAGAUGACUUCAAACUUAUGAAAACGAUUGUCGAUUGCUUGACCCGCAUUGAGACAACAAGCCGUCCGAUCAUUCAAGUACGAACAAUCUUCCUCCACUUUCUAUCUCUCGCUGGAGGAGUUUUCAACGAUGAUGCACACUCAAUGGUGGUAGCUCAAGGUCAUCAAGUACAGCCAGUACAGUCUCAGUCAAAUGCUCUGCAACAUUGGGUGCCCGACAGGCUAUUUCUAUCCUCGGGAGCUGACACUGUUCCUCCUUUUAGCCCGUCUCUACUAGAUGGAAUGGGGAAUUUCUCGGAGAUGCCUCUUUGUCCAGAAAAUGAGAUUUUGAUGCCCUUUAGCGAUCACUUUUCUGGGCUCGGAAAUGAUCCUAACAUCUGA